Messenger RNA from Onychomys torridus (southern grasshopper mouse), 3338 nucleotides. RefSeq names its product serine/threonine kinase 11 (gene Stk11). The record is from RefSeq and is a predicted model, not a curated record. The transcript has 9 exons. Gene Ontology annotation, molecular function: protein kinase activator activity; ATP binding; protein serine/threonine kinase activity. Gene Ontology annotation, biological process: protein phosphorylation; DNA damage response; positive regulation of vesicle transport along microtubule. Bases 814 to 2052 code for a protein of 412 amino acids. Gene Ontology annotation, cellular component: cytoplasm; nucleus. Lineage: Eukaryota; Metazoa; Chordata; Mammalia; Rodentia; Cricetidae.
CCCGCCGUUGAGGCGUGCGACGACGGCGCGGCGCAGGGCGGUAAACAAGAUGGCGGCGGCGUGUCGGUCUAGGAAAGGGGAGGCGGCUGGCGGCGUCCGCGAGUGAGGCGCGCGGAGGGUGGUGCCGGCUUGAGUCUUCCCUCGCGGACAGCAUCUUUCUGCCUGGAGUUCGAUUCCCCCCUCGCCGCUCCGGCCUCCUGCCUGUCGCGCGGCGGCUUGGCGGCGAGGGGGACGCGCCGCCCGGGGUGUUUUCCCCCACCGGUCUCCGGAAGAUCCCCUGCCCCGACUCCUGCGGCCUGCGGGUGUGCCGGUACCCAGCGUCCGGGCGGAGGUCGCGCCCCGGGCAGUCGCGGAACUAAGGGGCCGCGCGGGGCGCCGGCGCGGGCCGGACAUGGACGGCGCGGACCGGCCCCGGCGCUGCCGCCUUGGGCGCCCGGGCUCGGGGCCCGAGUGGCGACCAUGACCUAGCGGCCCGCGCGCCGCGACGGCGGACCGUCGCCUCCGUCGGAAGCAGCGUCCCCGGGGGCCCGAAUUCGGGGGACGCGAGGGUUGGGGGGCCUCGUUGCUUUUUUCAUUCUCUUAUUUUUUCCCCUCGAGUGUCUAGAAGAGAGGGGGGAUCAAAAGUGGAGAAUUGGCGCCCACGAAGGGGACGUGGACCCGGCCGAGGGGACCGGGGGGGUGGGGAGGCCGGUGUGCUGUUCUUUUCCCUUUUUCUUUCUUGAACGUUUGGAAGAAGCGGCGGGUGGGGGGUGGGAUUCGAACUCGCCAAGAAUUGGCUUCCCCGGAGGGGACGAGGACAAAGACUGGGCCAGGAUGGACGUGGCGGACCCCCAGCCGCUGGGACUGUUCCCCGAGGGCGAGCUGAUGUCGGUGGGCAUGGACACCUUCAUCCACCGCAUCGACUCCACCGAGGUGAUCUACCAGCCGCGCCGCAAGCGCGCCAAGCUCAUCGGCAAGUACCUGAUGGGGGACCUGCUCGGGGAGGGCUCGUACGGCAAGGUGAAGGAGGUGCUGGACUCCGAGACCCUGUGCCGCAGGGCCGUCAAGAUCCUCAAGAAGAAGAAGCUGCGCAGGAUCCCCAAUGGCGAGGCCAACGUCAAGAAGGAGAUCCAGCUGCUGCGGCGGCUGCGGCACCGGAAUGUGAUUCAGCUGGUGGACGUGCUGUACAAUGAGGAGAAGCAGAAGAUGUAUAUGGUGAUGGAGUACUGCGUGUGUGGCAUGCAGGAGAUGCUGGACAGUGUGCCGGAGAAGCGCUUCCCCGUGUGCCAGGCCCAUGGGUACUUCCGCCAGCUGAUUGACGGCCUGGAGUACCUACACAGCCAGGGCAUUGUGCACAAGGACAUCAAGCCGGGCAACCUGCUGCUCACCACCAACGGCACGCUCAAGAUCUCCGACCUGGGUGUUGCCGAGGCCCUGCACCCUUUCGCUGUGGACGACACCUGCCGGACAAGCCAGGGCUCCCCGGCCUUCCAGCCACCCGAGAUCGCCAACGGACUUGACACCUUCUCAGGUUUCAAAGUGGACAUCUGGUCAGCUGGGGUCACACUCUACAACAUCACCACGGGCCUGUACCCAUUCGAGGGAGACAAUAUCUACAAGCUGUUUGAGAACAUCGGGAGAGGGGACUUCACCAUCCCGUGUGACUGUGGCCCACCACUUUCUGACCUGCUCCGAGGGAUGCUGGAGUAUGAACCAGCCAAGAGGUUCUCCAUCCGACAGAUCAGGCAGCACAGCUGGUUCCGGAAGAAACACCCGCUGGCUGAGGCGCUAGUGCCCAUCCCCCCGAGCCCAGACACUAAAGACCGUUGGCGCAGUAUGACAGUGGUGCCCUACCUGGAGGACUUGCAUGGCCAUGCCGAUGAGGACGAGGACGAGGACUUGUUUGACAUUGAGGAUGGCAUCAUCUACACCCAGGACUUCACGGUGCCUGGUGUCGGAGAGGCGUCCGAGGCAGGGCUUAGCGAGGAUGCAUGCGCCACAUGCAUGUGGAAGAGCCAGGGCGCAGGCCUUCCUGGAGAGGAGGCCGAGGAGGGGCUUGAGGCCUUAGUGUAGCUCCCUGGCUGCUGCCCUGCCCAUGUCCUCCAUAAAGCUCUGUCCACUGUGUCUGCAGGUGGAUGCUUGCCGCGACUGCCCUUCCCUGUCACCACCCUGGCAGGCUUCCCACCAGGGGUCACACCCAGGGCCAAGGCCUGAACCAGGCCCUCAGCACCAAGGCCACCGCUGGCUAGGGCUCUCAGGCCCUUGUCCUUGUGCCCCUUAGGCCAGCCCUACUGAGAGGCAGCUGCUGGCCCUUCAGACAGUUGUGUGUAUGGGAGGGUGAGGCCCUGGGCCUGCUGGUAUCCCUGUAGCAUUUGAGGGUUCUGGAAGCAGUGUCUGCUGGGUGCCAGCUGGACCCUGGUGUCCAGUGUGGCCUUGGCCCUGUCACUGGAGCCUUUGCGGGAAUGUUCUCCACAGGCUGGGCCCUCAGCUGAGGGCUGUCACCUGUAGGGCUCCGUGUGGGCUCCUCGCUGGGGGCGCUGUGCACUUAGGACACUGACUUCAUCUUGGGGACCCCUGGGGCCACAGGGAGGGGUCUGGGGACACUGCCUUGUGUCUGGGUGGCCUUGGGGCCCAUGUCUCCUGGGAUGGUGCUAUACAGACAGUGCUGCAAGUACACGGCAGUACUCUCUGGACUGCCUCUGCUCCUGGCGUGAGGGUUAUGCUCUCAGCAGCCGAGCAAGGGGGCCUCGUACUACCCGGUGCCUGGUGGGAGGGCUUUCCUGCUGCAGGGCCCACCUCACGCCUCAGGCCAGCCCGGAGUGAGGGCCAGGGUGGGUGCUGCCAGUUUGGGCCGAAUCAGAGGUUUGGGGAGAGGGACUCUGGAUCCAAGAGCACAGGUGGGGGCCUCCGUGGGGUUCCCAUUGCUAUACACCUGGAGGCUGAGGAGCUUCAGGAGAGGUGACCUAUCCCCACCGUGAAGGACGGCCAGCAGAGCAAGCUAGGCCUGUAGCCCCCAGCUGGACGUUCUCCCCGUGCUCAGCACAGCUAGUAGCCCCCAGCUGAGUGCAUCAUCUCCAUGGACCUGUUGUGGGCCUAGAGCCUGGCUCACUUGGAAAGCUCUGUGAGCUGGUGCUUGGGCUGCCCAGGCUAGACAGGCAGGUGAGCAUGGGCAUGCUGCCGGGGGGCCAGGGCAGACCAUUGGAAAGGCGGGGCCUGGCCAGACAGGCCUUUGGAGCCCCUGAGGGACAGCGCUGGAGGUCAGAAAGCCUAGCCUGACCCGCCUCUGGUGCAGUGGGGGCUGGCUGGGCCUGGGGCUUAGGGUUGCUUGUCCCUCAGCUGAAGCCAUGCCUGCCAUCUUC